Messenger RNA from Fusarium coffeatum, 1593 nucleotides. RefSeq lists its product as uncharacterized. The coding region runs from base 1 to 1593 and encodes 530 amino acids. NCBI's taxonomy places the organism in Eukaryota, Fungi, Ascomycota, Sordariomycetes, Hypocreales, Nectriaceae. Gene Ontology annotation, molecular function: GDP-Man:Man(3)GlcNAc(2)-PP-Dol alpha-1,2-mannosyltransferase activity. Gene Ontology annotation, biological process: protein N-linked glycosylation. The record is from RefSeq and is a predicted model, not a curated record. Gene Ontology annotation, cellular component: endoplasmic reticulum membrane. The transcript has 4 exons.
AUGCCUCCCCCAGUGGCAUUCGUGCCUCUGGUCAUUCUGAUCGCUAUACCCCUGUUAGGAAAGUUUCUUCGCCAGUUCCUAGGAUGGUCCCUUCAAAAACGAACAGACGGUCGCCGCGCCCAUCUCCUGUCUCUCAUGACGGAGGAGGACUCAGCUGCUCGCGCCAACGAUCCUCAAGGUAGCGCUGAAACGAAGCUCGUAUUCGAUGUCGACGAUAGCCUGCAAAAUACACUGAGUGCCCAGAAAGACUGGGCUGGUAUUGUUGGGUUCUUCCAUCCAUUCUGCAAUGCCGGAGGCGGCGGAGAGCGGGUUCUCUGGGCUGCGAUCCGGGCCACGCAAGAUCGUUGGCCAAAAGCGAAAUGUGUAGUGUAUACUGGCGAUCAUGAUGUUACUAAGGAUGCUAUUUUGUCCCGAGUCAAGACCAGAUUCAACAUUGAGCUUCACGCUCCCACGAUAACCUUUCUCUACCUAUCCAAACGAGACUGGGUUCUUCCCUCUACUUGGCCCUAUUUCACCUUGCUUGGCCAGUCCCUUGGUUCUCUUGUUUUGGCUUGGGAUGCUUUCUCGCUCUUGGUUCCUGAUGUGUUCGUCGACACGAUGGGCUACGCUUUUGCUCUCGGCCUAUGCAAAUUUCUUUUUCCCAGUGUUCCGACCGGAGCGUAUGUGCAUUAUCCUACAAUCUCCACGGAUAUGCUCGAAUCUCUUGAUGCAAAGGCGGACGCAGGAACUCAGGGCGCGCACGCUGGAAAGGGUGCUGGGGCUCAGGGCUUCGCCAAGAAGAACUAUUGGAAGCUUUUUGCCGUGAUUUACUCCUUGGUUGGUUCGUCAGUAGAUGUUGUCAUGACAAACUCGACUUGGACUCAAGGUCACAUCAAGAGCUUGUGGGGUCCAUACCGAAAAGAGAAGAGCAAAACAGAUCCGAUUGCAGUCGUCUACCCUCCUACCGCAGUUCGAGAGAUGGAACGCGAGGUCGAAGUCUCCCAGGACAGCGAAAAACGACGAGAGAAAGCCAUUGUCUAUCUUGCGCAAUUCCGACCCGAGAAGAAUCAUCAGCUCAUCCUUCGAUCAUUUGCCGCCUUCCUCAAGACUAAGAGCGAGGCAGCUAAGGGUACAAAUUUGAUCUUGAUUGGAAGCGUUCGAGAUGAUUCCGACGCGAAACGUGUGUAUCAGCUACGACUUCUUGCCAACGAACUUGGUAUCAAGAACAGUGUUAAGUUCCACCUUGAUGCUCCUUGGUCAGAGGUUCUAGAAUGGCUGAGAAAGGCAUCCGUGGGCGUCAACGGCAUGUGGAAUGAACACUUCGGGAUUGGUGUCGUGGAAUACCAAGCCGCUGGUCUCAUCUCCGUGGUACAUGAUAGCGCUGGCCCCAAGUUUGACAUUGUUGUGCCGAUCGACAGCCAGCCAACAGGCUUUCAUGCUACAACGGAGGAAGAAUUCGCAGAGGGCUACGAGAAGGCCUUGUCACUUCCAGAUCCUCUCUCGGUCCGGCUACGAGCACGUGAGUCCGCCAAAAGAUUCACUGAAGAAGAGUUCGCAAAGAAGUGGACGGUCCAGAUGGCACGUUUGGUAUCGCUAGCGAGACGAGAGGCGUAG